AUGGGCGUGGCCGGGCAGGAGGAUGCCGGCCUAGCAGUGGCUGACGCCGAUGCAGCAGAUGGCGAGCCCUCCCUUAUAGACACUGCCAUGGCGGCAGUCAGCCCCUUUGAGCAGCCGGUCUGGCGGUGGGAGGAGUCGCCCGACGCGUUGCGGGCCUACGGCGCCUUCUUCGGCAUCCUGCUGCUGGGGCUGAUCCCUGCAGUGCAGGACAACCGCUACUCCGACCUGCCUUAUUUCCUGGGCCUCGCCUCGCUGACGAUCUACAUCGGCGCCCACCGCGGCCUCAACUCCCGCCAGCGCCAGCAAAUCUCCAUCAAGGAGGGGCUGCUGGCGCCGGUGGCGGCCUCGGUCUCCCUCUUUGGCCUCUACCUGCUCCUCAAGUUCCUGCCGGACCUCAACAUCCAGUCCCUGCUCAACGCCUACUUCUGGCUGCUGGGCUCGGUGGCGCUGGUGGGCGCGUUUGGGCCCACGCUGCGCACGGCGGGCAAGGGGCUGGGCCAGCCCGUGUGGCGCUUCCAGCUGCCCGCCUGGCUGCAUGCGGAGGACGAGCGGGGCAAGAUGCCUGAACAUGCGACCCACCCACGUGCUGCAGACCUGCUGUCCGUUGGCCUGGCCCUCACCUUUGCCACCAUGGACGCCGCCGCCAACCACGGCAACUUUACCCUGAACAACAUGAUCGCCUGCCUGAUCGCCGCGGACAUCCUCCAGCUGGUGGGCCUCAAGUCGUUCCGCGUGGCGGCGGUGCUGCUGCUGGGCCUGCUGGCAUACGACGUGUUCUGGGUGUUUGGCUCGCCGGCGGUGGUGGGGGAGAAUGUGAUGCUCCAGGUGGCGACCUCAGAGGUGGUGACGGGGCCCAUCCGCUUGCUGUUCCCACGCAUACCAGGCUCCAUCGGGGAGGCAGCAGACUUCCCCUUCAGCCUGCUGGGCCUGGGCGACAUCGCCAUUCCGGGCCUGCUGGCCUGCCUGGCGCUGCGCUACGACGCCUCUCGGGCCGUGGACCUGCGCGCCCGCGGCUUUGCUGUGGCCAACGCCCUCCAAGACGCCCUCAGCUCCGUCGAUAAGACGGCCACGCGGGGGGAGAUGGGGGAGGUGGCGGUGAGCGCGGCAGAGACGGCGUACGACAAGAUCGCCGACAUGGAGGAGGAGCAGCAGCUGCGCACGCAGGGCCUGAGCGCCAGCGGCAGCACCGAGACCUUCUACUUUGCCUCCGACGCGGUGCUGCACCAGCGCACCUACUUCACUCCCGUGCUGGUGGCAUACCUGUUGGGCCUGGUGGCGGCCUUUGGGGUGAAUGCGGUGACACACAUGGGGCAGCCCGCCCUCCUCUACCUGUGCCCGCUCACGCUGGGGGCGGUGGUGCUGGUGGCGGCCACGCGGCGGGACCUGGCCAAGAUCUGGUCCUUCACAGACACCUCUGCAUCCAGCCCCGGCGCCAAGAAGCAGCAGCAGCAGCGGGAGGAGGAGGAGCAGCAGGAGCAGCAGCAGCAGCAGGAAGGCCCGGGCAAGUAG
Molecule: messenger RNA, 1509 nt
Organism: Chlorella variabilis
Lineage: Eukaryota; Viridiplantae; Chlorophyta; Trebouxiophyceae; Chlorellales; Chlorellaceae
Exons: 14
Coding region: 1-1509 (502 amino acids)
Biological process (GO): membrane protein proteolysis
Cellular component (GO): lumenal side of endoplasmic reticulum membrane; cytoplasmic side of endoplasmic reticulum membrane; membrane
Molecular function (GO): aspartic endopeptidase activity, intramembrane cleaving
Source: RefSeq, a predicted model, not a curated record